Messenger RNA from Protopolystoma xenopodis, 222 nucleotides. The record is from the annotation of a GenBank genome assembly. Lineage: Eukaryota; Metazoa; Platyhelminthes; Monogenea; Polystomatidea; Polystomatidae.
AUGUUGUUAAAUUGGUUUGCCUCUAAAUCCGCAACCUACCCCGUAGUUUCACCAACAUAUUCGGCAUCGUCAGUGAUCAGCGCCAGCCGUCGUCCAGAAUCCUUAACCUGUCUGUCUGGUAGGGAGCCCAGCCAACGGUCUGAAGUUGGAAGACGGCAGGAAAAUACUGGCAGAGAGUGCAUUACGGGGGACCCGUCUCUCGACGCCUCAUCGACAGCAUGA